CAGCGGCAAGUUUGGGAGUUGCACUAGUUUGCGGGGUGGGGGAGAGGCCGGGAGAGGGGCCAUGGAGGAGGAGCGGGGGUCGGCGCUGGCGGCCGAGUCGGCGCUGGAGAAGAACGUGGCCGAGCUGACCGUCAUGGACGUGUACGACAUCGCGUCGCUGGUGGGCCACGAGUUCGAGCGGGUCAUCGACCAGCACGGCUGCGAGGCCAUCGCGCGCCUCAUGCCCAAGGUCGUGCGCGUCCUGGAGAUCCUGGAGGUGUUGGUCAGCCGCCACCACGUCGCGCCCGAGCUGGACGAGCUGCGCCUCGAGCUGGACCGUCUGCGCUUGGAGAGGAUGGACCGCAUCGAGAAGGAGCGAAAGCACCAGAAGGAGCUGGAGCUGGUGGAGGACGUGUGGCGAGGGGAGGCACAGGAUCUGCUUACCCAGAUAGCCCAGCUGCAAGAGGAAAACAAGCAGCUCCUGACCAACCUCUCCCACAAGGAUGUCAACUUCUCUGAGGAGGAGUUUCAGAAGCACGAAGGCAUGUCAGAGCGGGAGCGGCAGGUGAUGAAGAAGUUGAAGGAGGUGGUGGACAAGCAGCGCGACGAGAUCCGCGCCAAGGACAGGGAGCUCGGCCUGAAAAAUGAGGAUGUCGAGGCUCUGCAACAGCAGCAGACCCGGCUGAUGAAGAUCAACCAUGAUCUUCGGCACCGGGUCACAGUGGUGGAGGCCCAGGGGAAGGCCCUGAUCGAGCAGAAGGUGGAGCUGGAGGCAGAUCUGCAGACCAAGGAACAGGAGAUGGGCAGCCUGCGGGCAGAGCUUGGGAAGCUGCGGGAGAGACUGCAGGGCGAGCUCAGCCAGAAUGGGGAGGAGGAGCCCGAGACAGAGCUGGGCGGAGAAGAGUGUGUCUCAGAUGCGGAGAAGGUGGCCAUGGAUCUCAAGGACCCCAACCGCCCCCGGUUCACGCUGCAGGAGCUGCGUGAUGUGCUGCAUGAGAGGAACGAGCUCAAGUCCAAGGUGUUCUUGUUGCAGGAGGAGCUGGCCUACUAUAAGAGUGAAGAAAUGGAAGAGGAAAACCGAAUACUCCAACCUCCACACAUUGCACACCCGAGAAUGUCCCCCCAGCCAGAGUCUGGGAUCAAGCGACUGUUUAGCUUCUUCUCCCGAGAUAAAAAGCGCCUAGCCAACACCCAGAGAAACGUGCACGUCCAUGAGUCCUUUGGCCAGUGGGCAAACACCCACCGCGACGAUGGUUACACAGAGCAAGGACAAGAAGCCCUGCAGCACCUGUGACCUUGGCUGUCUCUGCCCUUGGCUAUGAACCAUCUACAGCCAGCACCUGCAACCAAACCUGCAGCCCAGGGGUCACUGCCUCAUGCCUCUUGAUGCAGAUGCACCCUCAAAACGGCCCCCUCAAACAAACUGUCUGCUUUGAGGAUGGACCUCGAAAAACUGAAGCCAAACUCUAAAGAAAUGUAUAUUUAUACCCAGGGCUAUCACCGUUUAUAAUAGAUAACUCUGAUCCCUUAGGAUAUAUAUAUUUAAUAAUCCCAUGAACUGAGGCCAGACUUUUGCAUUCAAUAACACAAGCUUCUUGCCGCUAUCAUUGCCGUUUGACUUGCUUUGUAUAAAAUCCUAUGUGUAGAGGUUUUAUUACCAUGUUUGUCAUACUUCUGUGGGAGGCACGAAAGGGAUAGCUUUUUAUUAGUUACAUCAAUGAAAUUAUCAUGGUGGUAGUAUAUUGUUUAGGAUGCAUUGACAGGACAGUCACAGGAUGAGCUGGCCCAACUCAAACACAAAGCAACAGAAAAUACAGAUGACAGCCCUCCCGUGCAGGUUGGAGACAACUUUGUAAGAGCCCACGGUAUCUCUAUUGCCUUGUUCUUGAUAAUGCCUAGAGCAUGUAGCAAUGUUCAAGGCAGUGUGCCUUGGAAUCUGCUGUGAGUUAUGCAGUACUAACCAAACAAAGUGGCUAAUGAUGAGAUGUUGCAACA
Molecule: messenger RNA, 1974 nt
Organism: Galeopterus variegatus (Sunda flying lemur)
Lineage: Eukaryota; Metazoa; Chordata; Mammalia; Dermoptera; Cynocephalidae
Gene: RILPL1
Product: Rab interacting lysosomal protein-like 1
Exons: 7
Coding region: 62-1273 (403 amino acids)
Biological process (GO): cilium assembly
Cellular component (GO): cytoplasm; ciliary basal body
Molecular function (GO): protein dimerization activity
Source: RefSeq, a predicted model, not a curated record